Molecule: messenger RNA, 978 nt
Organism: Fulvia fulva
Lineage: Eukaryota; Fungi; Ascomycota; Dothideomycetes; Mycosphaerellales; Mycosphaerellaceae
Exons: 2
Coding region: 1-978 (325 amino acids)
Source: RefSeq, a predicted model, not a curated record
AUGUCGAACUUUCUCGACAAGACUAGAGCAACAGCUACGCCGCCUAGGACAAACAACUCGAAAUUGAAACACCCGAAGCCAAACUUCUUCGAGUCCUUGAACAAUCUCAAUCUCGGCGACCAGAGCGCGAUGGAGGAGGACCUAGGAGAGGACAUUGUUGAUCUUAGCCCCUCGACAUCUCCAGAAGGACAUCAUGAGGCUCGCGAAUCUCUAGACGAUGAUGACCAAGCUCAUUGGCGACACGUUGAGAGGAAGGGCAAGAAGGGGAAGAACUGUUCGCACAAUCUUCAGCCUGUGUACCGUCUCGACUCGAGCGGCAACAUGAAGGUGUUUGGCAACGACGUCCAGUUCUCCGAUAGAGGUGCACAUGAUGGGCGCCAGCGCGGCGGCCAACUUUCAAAGAAGACCAGUCGUCGCGCUUCCCCUAGUAAAGAGACAGACAAUGCUUCGAAUCGCACUUACGGCGGUGCGAUCAUCUCCUUUGGCAUCGACGUCGACACACUCAGACCAGGAACCUUCAUCUGGCAUUGGUACACCGGCGUGUGCUACGACCCCAACGCGAAAACUGAUGCAACGAAGAACAUCUAUGUCUUCGACUCCCCCAACGGACUGAGGAUCUCCCAAAAGGGUGGUUACUUCAUGAUCGUCGAGAUCUAUGAGGCCUCGUGGAAUGAGUGUCCAAUGCACACGUACAACGGCGAUGGCCUCAAGGGUAAGAGUCCAGAGCUUAGAAGGGAGCAUGUUGGGGUCAUCCCGUAUCAUGUCGAUGCGAAGCAGUACAAGAAGCAGAACGACCACCCGCCACUAGAGAUCAACAAGAUGAGGGGCACGAGUGUGAAGCUAGACCCGGCGUCGGUCAUCAAGUUCACGACCACCAACAAUUGCAACUUCGACACGAAGAUUGAUGUGAUCGGAAGGGCAUCGGAGGCGUCAGUCAAGCGGUUCAUGGAGCUUAGGCAGAAAUACGGGGUGAAAUAG